This is a messenger RNA of Etheostoma spectabile (orangethroat darter), 1781 nucleotides long. Its product is annotated as tetratricopeptide repeat protein 27. Gene Ontology annotation, molecular function: protein binding. The transcript has 12 exons. The record is from RefSeq and is a predicted model, not a curated record. The coding region runs from base 1 to 1491 and encodes 496 amino acids. NCBI's taxonomy places the organism in Eukaryota, Metazoa, Chordata, Actinopteri, Perciformes, Percidae.
AUGUCCUAUUUUAGAGUGAUUUGUAGCGGUCUACUGGAUUCUCAUACACGGUGUCCCUCUCGUGUCUGUCUGCAGUGUCUUCUGUCCCAGCCUAAGUUCUGGGCUGUAGAAGUCUCGGCGCUGUGCCUCCGGACCAAACUGGAGAAGGGGAGCUCCAGAUGUGUGGAGAGAGCCAUGCUGCAGACCCAGGCGAUAGUAGACCACUUUGAAGACAAGAACUGUCCCGUGACCGAGAGGCUGAAGGGGUUCUAUUUCUGCCAAGCCCCCCCCAGAUGGGCUGUCCAGAAACAGCUGGCCAGCCUGCUGACGGACCUCGGCUGCACCAGCUCAGCCCUGCUCCUAUAUGAGAAGCUGGAGCUCUGGGAGGAUGUAGUUAUCUGCUAUGAGAGGCUGGGCCAACACGGCAAGGCUGAGGAGAUAGUUCGCCGGGAGUUGGAGAAGAAGGAGCUGCCCAGUCUGUACUGCUUGCUGGGAGACAUCCUGAGGGAGCAUCAGUACUACGACCGUGCGUGGGAGCUGUCGGGCCGCCGCAGUGCCAGAGCCAUGCGCUCCAAAGCCCUGCUGCACCUCCGCAACAAAGAGUUCCAGCAGUGUGUGGACUGCUUUGAGCACUCACUGCAAAUCAACGGCAUGCAGCUCGGUGUGUGGUUUUCCCUGGGUUGUGCCUACCUUGCCCUGGAGGGCUAUGAGGGAGCUGCCAGGGCUUUUAAGAGGUGUGUGGGACUAGAGCCAGAUAAUGCAGAAGCAUGGAACAACCUCUCUACAGCCUACAUUCGCCUCCAGAAGAAGAACAAAGCCUUCUGUACCCUGCAGGAAGCCCUGAAGUGUAACUAUGAGCACUGGCAGAUCUGGGAGAACUUUAUCGCUGUGAGCACGGACGUCGGGGCGUUUGCUGAAGCCAUCCAUGCCUACCAUCGCCUGAUGGACCUCAGGGAAAACUACAAGGACAUCCAGAUUGUGCAGAUCCUGGUCCGAGCUGUUGUUGAGAACGUGACCGACAGCCAGGGGGAGCAGGCGGCGACGCUCUGCUCCAAACUCAAGGAGCUGCUGGGCCGGAUCAGUUCCCGCCACAGCAGUGACUGUGAGAUAUGGCAGCAGUACGCUCUGCUGUACGAAGACGGACGCAGCUCCAACCCAGAGGACAACGAAAAGGCUCUCCAGUUCCUGUCCAAGGCUCAUCGCUGCAAGCUUCAGGCUGGGGGCUGGGAGAAGGAUGCUGGUCUCUUCAAGGAGGUGGUCCUAAGAGCCAUCAACAUGGGGGAAGUGACCAUCAGCUGCUGCAAGAAGAAGAGUAAUCCAACAGAAGCUCUUCAGAUGCUCUCCUCCACCCGCCUCAGCCUGAAGAGUCUGGCCACCAAGGCUAAGCAAAUGCACACAGAUGUGUCCACGGGUCAGAUCCACGGCGAGCUGCAGGACGCCGUCGCUGCUCUGGAGCAGCUGCUCACAGAGCUGCAGGAGCUGGGGGGGGCGCUGCGGGGCCAGUCACAGUGAGCUGGAUGCUGUCACAGCCAAUCACAGUGAGCUGGAAGCUGACGCUGUCACAGCCAAUCACAGUGAGCUGGAUGCUGCUCAACCAGAGACUAACUAACCAACCAGAGACUCAGCUGCAGUCAUCUGCCCUAUGUAAAUCAAGAUUUUUCCAUGUGAGCACUGAGAAUAACAAAGAUAAGGUUUGGAAUGGUAUCGUGGAAUCGUGAUGUUUUUAUACCUCUAUAUCCACAAUGGAAUGGAAACGAUGACUGCAAGGCAUCAAAUAAUAAAGUAAUCUUUAAAAUAUGGAA